Nezara viridula (southern green stink bug) is the source of this 6415-nucleotide messenger RNA. Lineage: Eukaryota; Metazoa; Arthropoda; Insecta; Hemiptera; Pentatomidae. The record is from the annotation of a GenBank genome assembly.
GGUAUGGAGUUGUGUUGGCUCUUAGUUGGAGCACUGGUGUCUCUCUUGAGCAGAGUCCAAAGCGGCAUUCUCUAUCCCAGGGAGAGUGAAACAAGGCAGGUCAAAUCUUUGGACGGAAUAUGGCAGUUCCGGGCCAGCAACGAUACUGUGGACGGCAUUAAAGAGACCUGGUAUGCAGAAAGGCUUUCACAGAGUGGUCCAACUAUCCCAAUGCCAGUUCCAAGCAGCUACAAUGACAUAACUGAGGAAAAGGCACUGCGUGAACAUGUAGGAGUGGUCUGGUAUGAAAGAACUUUCUUUGUACCUCAAUCUUGGAAAGAUGAACAGCUCCGAGUUUGGAUCAGGUUUGGCAGUGUCAACUACCUCGCUCAUGUGUGGAUCAAUGGUAAACCUGUAGCCUACCAUGAACUUGGUCACCUUCCAUUCCAGCAAGAAGUAACUGAGGUGUUAACCUAUGGAUCUGAAAACAGAAUUACAGUUGCAGUCGACAAUACAUUAAGUCCUAUCACUGUUCCUCAAGGAUCACUAGAUAAAAUACAAACAAUAAAUGGACCAAAAACUGUUCAGAGGUAUACAUUUGAUUUCUUCAAUUAUGCUGGAAUCCAUAGAUCUGUUCAUUUAUUUACCACACCAAACGUCUACAUUGAUGAUGUUACAAUAAAUACUGACGUAGUUGGCUCCAAAGGUAUUGUAUACUUCAACAUCACCUAUAAUGGGACCUUUGAUAAAAAUUCAGUAGGUUGCUGGGUUGGAUUGUUUGAUGCUGAUGGAGUACCUGUUGCCAGUACUCCUUUAAAUGAUAAAAUUGAAGCAAAUAGUUUCACUGGGUAUUCAGAGAUUCCUAAUGCUAAACUAUGGUGGCCUUACAUGAUGAAUCCAGAACCUGGCUAUUUGUACACCCUUGAGGUACGUCUCUUAAAUUUAGCUAAAGGAAAUAAUAAUGUACAAGAUAUUUAUCGGCAACGUAUUGGAAUACGAACAAUACAAUGGACAAAUUCAAGUCUGUUACUGAAUGAUAAACCUGUUUAUUUCAGGGGAUUUGGCAGACAUGAAGAUUCAGAUAUUCGGGGAAGGGGAUUAGAUUUAGCUUUAGUCACCAAAGAUUACAACCUACUGAAAUGGAUUGGAGGCAAUUCAUACAGAACAUCACAUUAUCCCUAUGCUGAAGAAAUCAUGGACUUUGCUGAUGAACAUGGAAUCAUGAUUAUUGAUGAAUGCCCUGGUGUCAAUAUAGAUUUAUUUUCACCAGAUCUACUUCAAAAGCACAAAGACUCUCUCACAGAACUGAUUCAACGAGAUAAGAAUAGGCCAUCUGUUAUUAUAUGGAGUGUUGCUAACGAACCCAGAACUCAACAUCCUGCCUCUGCUGACUAUUUCAGAUCUGUGGUAAACCAUGUCAAGACAAUAGAUGACCGCCGUCCUGUGACAUUAGCUAUGAUACAAGGACCUGACAAUGACUAUGCUGGACAAUUCAUGGACAUCCUUAGUUUCAAUCGAUACAAUGCUUGGUAUCAAGAUCCAGGAAAAACUGAAGUGAUACAAUUGAAACUCAAAGCAGAAGCUGAACGGUGGCACUCGAAGCACAAUAAGCCAGUUCUUGUUACAGAAUAUGGUGCAGAUACAAUGCCAGGACUUCAUCUGAUGCCAGAGUACAUAUGGUCUGAAGAGUACCAAGUAGAAUUGCUUUCAGAACAUUUUAAAGCAUUUGACACUCUUAGGAAUAAAAAUAAUAGUUUCUUCAUUGGUGAGAUGAUUUGGAACUUCGCAGACUUCAAGACUGAUCAAGCUACUACUCGUGUUGGAGGUAAUUUAAAAGGCGUCUUCACAAGAAACAGGCAACCCAAAGCAGCAGCUAUACAUCUGAGGAAGAGAUACCUACAUCUUGCCCAUGAGUUAGAUAACUUCGAUUUACCUGACGACUUGGACAAAUACACAGCCCCUGUUAUGUCCCAUCAAUCAAAUCAUGUUGAACUUUAAAUUUAAAAAAAAAAAUUUAAUAACUUUCUUUGGAAGAGCCAUAUGUGUAUCCUAGCUAAAAGAAAAACUUAGUGAGUCCCCUUGGGGCACAACCUGAAAAUAAUUUUAUUUCUUAUCAAUAAAGUUACGUGUUAUUAAUGUGAUCAGUCAGUUAUUAAUCCUUUUUUUAAAUUAGGUUACAAAUAAUACAAUAUUGAAAACUUGUGAAAAACGCAUAUGACAAUAAAGAUAAAAAUUGUCUUCUAUCUAUCAUAACCCACAAAUAGAUAAAACUGCUUUAGAUUUUAAUAAUAAGUUGGGAAAUAAAAAAAUAAAAAUAUAACAUUAUAUUUUUAAUUAGUAAAGCCUGGAUGAACAAUAUAAAUUUAGAAAUUUUAUGGCACCAGCAACUUGGGCUAUUUUUGAUACAAACAAUAUUAAAAUUAGUGGCUUUGGAAAAAAUACAAAUACAGUUUCUUAAAAACUAAUAAGCGAUAUAUUUCUUUUAAGGCAUUAUUUAUAUGAGCACCUAUAAGUUACUAAAAGGCCACAGUAAACUCUGUACUAUAAUUCAUUUACUGCAUCAUAAAAAUCUAAAAAUAUUUCACUGAAGAAAUGUCUUUUAUAUCUAUACAAAAGAAAAAAAAAUCAUAAAAAUACAAUAUUUACAUAACAGCAUUAACAUAUUUUUUUACAAAAAAUAUUAACAAUAUCUUGGUUUAAAAACCAUGAUUAUUUCAUUCAAUUAAUGAAAAAUGUAGACAAUGUAUAUGUUAAAACAUAUUUUUUUAAAGCAAAUAAAUCCUGAAAAAUAAUUACAUUAACCUGAAAUACCAAGAGUCAUUACAUUACAUUAAAUUUAAUUUUUGAUAAAUAAAAUUUAAUUGCUCUUCUAAUGUUUCAUAAUAUAAUGAGCUUAACUAAAAUGAAAUAUCAUUUAUUUUAUCACAUAACUAAGCUUAUAUCACCAAUUUAUAGGCUAUAUAAAUUAAUAGCAUAUGAACUGUAUUAUAUCUAGGCUGAAGUGGAUAGUCUAAUUUUGUUAUAUAAGACUGGUGAAAAUUAAUAAAGUAUUGACUCAUAAAAUAUUUCCAUAAAUGUAAGAAAAUAAACUUUCUGUCAAUAUGCAAAAAAUAACAAUGAAACACAAAAUAUCACUGUCAUAAAUUAUAGAUAUAUAUAUUCAUUAAUUCAAGUAAAUCAAACUAAUAAAAAAAAAUAGUAAGACUCCUUAUUAUACACAUGGAUAAUUAUUUGGAUUUUAACAAAAUUUGUUGAAAAUAGCUUCUAUGAUUAUCAAAUGCAUUAUAGUUCUGAUAUAAAAUCUUUACAGCAUAAAGUGUAGGAAAUGGAACAGUUAAAAAGUUGUAUACAAAAGUACAUUUAUUAAAUAUAAAAAUCAUUGCUCAGUAUUGAGUUAAGCUAUAUUUUCAAUUAUCCUAAAAUCACAAAAAAAUGUAUUAAUAACCAUAACUUAAGAGGCAAAUAUAGAAUCCUUAAUCAGUUGACCGAUGACGAUAUUUUAACAUUGAUAUAUAAAAACAGAUCAAAAAUGAUAGUUGUGACAUCAAGAGAAAUCAAAGUAACAUAAUAUAACAGGCUAGAGGUUAAACGUACAAAAGAUUUAUUAUGUUGUUUAUUAAGAUUAACUAUAUAAAUAUAUUGAUAAAAUUAAGUUAAUAAAAUAUAACAAAAUAGGAAGAGUUUGGUUUUACAAAUAAAAUUUAAAUAAACAAGUUCAUGUUGUAGAAGUAAAUACUAAUAUAAUUUUUUAAAAUAUAAAAUAUAUUUGAUAACACAAGAUCUCAUCGGACCCAUCUGAAUUCAUUAGGAAUAAUGGCUGUCUGAAUAUUGAAAGUGAGCUGCCAAUUUCCUCAAUCUGAUACUUUAGCUGAUUCUAUAUCCAUCUAUUUGCACUAAAUGAAAUUAAAAUGAAUCAUAUUUAUUAACCCAUUGUAUGAAAACCUAUAACAACCACUUUAUUAUUUUUUUUUUUAAAUCAUAAAAAAAAAUUUUCUUACGUCAAAGAAAGGUAAUUCGUUCAUCCUGUACAGAUACUUAAUUUGCAGAUUAAGUUUAUAUUGAGAUAUUGUCAGCUCACUAUUUAUUAAAUUUAUUACGUACCAUUUUUUAAGUUUUACUAUUUUCACAGAUUUUCUGUUUUACUUAAUUGAUAAAUUUUAUAAUAAAUAAUUUCUACAUUUUAUGUUUUUUUUUUAAAUAUUAAACACAACAAAUUAAGUACUAAACAUAAUCUAAAAAAAUACUACAUACCUAUAUGCAACGCCAUUAUAUUUGGUUCUUUUGUACAAUUUAUAAUUUAUUUAAAUCUUUACAAAGUAAUAAUAAAAUAAGCUAGCAUCAACCAUUUGUAUGCAUAUGCAGUUUUAAAUAUAUAUAUAUAUAUAUAUAUUUAAAACUUAUUAAAAUUAAAUUUUAGCUUAAUCAAGGCACAUAAAUUUCACUAGCAAAUUGAAGGCAAAAAAAGCAGCAUUGUAAUUGCAAAAUAUCUUCAAUUAAUCACCAUUGUAUGAAAGACAUUUGUCAAAAUGAAUUACAUUCUGGAAUGUAGAGAGCACAUUACACAAUAGGGCAGUCUGUGUCUGAAUGGGGAAUUAAUAAUAAUGGUAACUACAACCUUUUAAAAAAAAAAAAUUCCAAUUAUAAUCAUUCCAAGCCUAAAUUAUACAUUAUUUAAAACUUUGGAAUUGUAACAACAUUCGGACAAGUGGAAAAUUUAUUUUAACUUUUCAAGUAUAAAAAUCAUGCAAAUAAGUGAGAAAAUUCUUGAAUAGCUAAUUAAAUAAUUCAUUUCUGAUGUAUGUUAAGUAAAAAAAAAAAAUGUAUAACAUAAAACAACUUUAAUUUAAGCAUCCUUUUUUUGACUGGUCCAAGCCAAUUAAUGAAAGAUAAUUACUUGGUUUUAGGAGCUGUUUCACAUUCCAUAUUAAUUUUUUUAAAUAUCAGGUAAAUUAAUUAUAGAAUUUAAUUGAAAAAAAUAUGCCCUCUUCGAUAGAGAUACUGUAAAUUGAGCAUUUUCUUGAAUUAAGGUUGGUUUUUUUCAUGAUAUUUUGAUCAGGUGGGAAUCGAAAAUAGAAUAAAUGAUUAGUUUAAUAAAUAAGUAAAAUAAAAUGGUAAAAUAAUGUUGCAUAAUCCAGAAGCUAUAAAUAUUCUCCAAAGUAGAUAUAACAUUUUUUUUAAUUUACCGAAAUUCAUCAGACUCAGUUUUGUUAAUAAAUUAAUAAUUAAUAUGAAUCAGUUUAUUCAAUUUGAAAAGAAAACUAAAUUAUGAAAUCUACAGGUUUUAACUUAGAGUUAUGUACAAUUGAAAUAACAAAAAAUAAUCACUAUUUCAUGAAUAUCAUCUGGAGAUGACGAGAAAAAAAAAAUCAAUAGUAUAAUUAUGACACAAAAAUGGGAGCAAAAACAGGAGACAUUUCACAAUCUGAUUUUCUAAGCUACAAUAAGCACCUUUUUAAAAAUAUAAAGCCAGCACAGCCUUGUUUACUAAAUGCUCCAACAAAAACUAUUACAUUUAUACAAUACAAGCAUAGCACAAUACAAAUCUGCAAAGCAGAAAUAAAACAAUAAGAAAUUUAAACGUUUUUCUUUCAUUUUACCAAUAAUACAUGAGGACUAUAUAAAUCUCUCAAAAGCCUUUUAUAUACAAACUACCAUAGAACAGAUAAUCAUAAUAUUUUAUCAAAUCUUUUAAUAAGAUCAGCAACAGUAAGUGUCCUCACAACAAUAAUUCAUUAAUAUUUCUUUAUUUGCUUCUAAAUUAAAAUUUAACAAUAUAGAUGAAAGAUAAACAAUUUGAACUAAUUUCAGAGAAAUAAUAUAAAAAUUGUGUUAUUUGAAAAAACAAGUAAUUAACAUUUGUGAGUAAAACUUAAAUCAACUUUGGUCUAUAAAAUGUUAUUUUCGAAAAAUCUGGUCAAGAGAACAGUCAUAAAUGUCUUCUUUUAUUUGCAAUUUCAUCAAUAUAAAAGUUAAUAACAUAAAUGUAGCUGUAAUAUGUAGCUGAAUAUUUUAUAUUAAUAUUCUUAAGCAAAGGUUUAAUGGCCUAAUUUUAAAUGUAUAGGAAAGAAUAAAUAAUUAGGCUACAUUUCUUUAAGAACUGUAUAAAGUUAUAAAAUGUUUAUCAAAUAUUGAUAAAAAAUGUUAAGAGACCAUUGAUAACAAAUCUUUUUAAAAUGUUUACAUUAAAUGCCCCCAAAAAGACCAGAAUAAAUUAAAGUGAUAAAUACUCAUCGAUGAAUUAAUUAUAGAAUUACUGAGCUUUCACAGCGAAGCUGGGUGGAAGCAAGUAGAUAAUGCCAUUGUUGGCAGAGUCCUUUUUGAAAGAAGCGAGCUGCUGAUCUUGACUUACCUCAACCCUUAGCGGCCGGCUCUUGUUUCCUAACAUGCAGUCGAACCUGCUGGCAACGUUUACUCUCAAAUCCACUCCUCUCAACCU